Molecule: messenger RNA, 1552 nt
Organism: Pararge aegeria (speckled wood butterfly)
Lineage: Eukaryota; Metazoa; Arthropoda; Insecta; Lepidoptera; Nymphalidae
Exons: 5
Coding region: 248-703 (151 amino acids)
Source: RefSeq, a predicted model, not a curated record
AGGUGGAUUUCAGGCAUGCGCAUAAUAGCUAGGUUCGCCCGGGCUAAAUCUAGACAUCGCGCUGCUUUGAUUAUAUGCUGACGUAUACGGGAAUUAAUUAAAUUUGUUAAGUGAAUAAGUGUUAUAGUGUGAUUAAUUUCGCAUUAAAAUUGUAUAUCGUGACCUUUCCGUCAAAAUUUGCCAAAAUUUCGCUGAUCUUCAAAUAUUUAUUAUUUUACUUUGCGGCGGUCGAAGCUAGGAGACAAAAAUGGCUGCGGAAGCAGAUGGCUUUGAAGAACAAAAUAGCGCGGCGGAACCGCUCAUCACGGAAAAGGAAAACAUCAAUGAAGAAGAAAAUGUCGGCAAUGAACUCAAUGAUGGAGAAAAUGACAAUCUAAGUAAACCGGACCCCCCCAAUGAAUCAGAUAUAAGCCAAGAUGAUAGCGAAGCUGAAAGUACCGAAAAGGGACUGAAUUGGCCCAUGCAUGAGCGCUGUGUGCAUGGAGAAAUCAAUGAGAUCUGGGUACCCUUUGAUAAAAGCGAGGUUUACUCUCGCUUAGCAGAACCUUAUGAAUUGCCUUAUGAACUGCCACCGUUCGGCGAUUACAUUUUUUGUGAGUGGUCGGAAGUGGAACAUUUGUUAAUGACGGCUAUUGAAUUUGCAGAAGAAGAAUAUAAUGGUGAUCGGUCAUCAUGUCCUUCUCCGACUGGCAUGGGCCUGUAAGCUGCAGGAUGAAAAAAAAAAACCUACAUUUUGCGUUUCAGUUAUUUUGAUUUCUGUAACAAAUAAUUGUUUUUAACUCAUUAGUAUUUUUAUUAAUUUAUAUUGUUUAUACUUACAUUUAAUCAAACAUCCGAAUAAUUACUACAAGAAACUCCCGAUACCACAACAUGUAGCAUAUUGUAAUUUGCUGCCUGCUUGUCAUAUAUAAAGUUACGAUUUAAUUAAAUUGAUGCUGUUUGUUUCUUCUUAAUUCUAUAUUGAUGUCAUAUUGAUGUGUAGAAUAGUGUCAUUGGGUUAUACUUAGCCUUAAUGACUAAGUAGGUACUAUAGGUACUCUGUUUUAGUAAUAAGUUAGGUUAAGCUGUCUGCUUGGAUUUUUACUCGUCCAAUCUUCGCUUACUCAUUUCUAGUAACUAUAUAUGUCCUACGUAGGUACUCGGUAACUAUAUAUGCUUGAAUAUCAUUGUUAUAUAAUAUAUACUUUCGACUACUAAUUAUUACAAAUAUAAUAUAAUUUAUUUUGCUAAGAUAAUAUUAUGUUUAUAAUGUUAAGUCAACUUUCUGUAUUUCACAUAAUUUCUGUAAGUUCACUGUUGCAUACUACAUCAGUAAUUGUAAUGAGUAACUUUCAGGUCCAUAAAAAUAGAUAUUUUGGUAUAAUAAUUCAAUUAUACAUACUUAGCUGCCAGUUGAAUAUCAACAUAACGUCUGUUAGACAACUAUUACAUACAUAUUUCAAAGUAACCUGGUGAUUUCUAAGAUUUUGUUAUACAUAUGUUAGUAUAAUUUGCUCAAAUCCAAUCGUAUUUUUUAAACAUUGGCAAAAAGUGCACCAGAUUCCAAAUAUAA